UCUAUGAAGGCCGCUACACCGUUUUUGGUUGCCGACGAGCAUGCGUUCCACUUUAAUUCGGAUGAAUUGUGCCCAAGUUUUGAAGAGUUUUGAUCGUGAUCAAUGAUCAUGUUUUACACUCAAGCGCCCCGGGUUAUCUUGCUUCUCCAAAAAUGAUUUCACCUAAAAGUCGGUAGCACGAUUUUAAUAGAUGACGCUGUAGUAGAAAGACUGGAGUAACUAUACUUCUUUGUUUUUCUUUUCUUUUCCAGAAAUCUCUGCUAAAAGAAGUUUCUAUCUUUUUUCAAUCUCCAAUUCUGAAAUUUUCCUCACAAAUUCCCAAUUUCCUUUCAUGCAAUCUUAAUUUUGAAAUUUCUGAAGAAUUUCAGAAUAAUGGAUCAAAACCAAUUCGCGAACGAGCUCAUAAGUUCUUACUUCCUUCAGCAAUGGCGCCAUAAUUCCCAAACCCUAACCUUAAGCUCAACCCUCUCCAAUCCCGGAACUGAAUCGGAUUCCGCACGACCCGAUUUGGAAUAUGAAGAUGAGGGAGAAGAGUUUCCGACGGAGCUCGACACGGUGAGCAGUUCGGGCGGGUUCUCCGUGGUGGGCCCUGAUAAAUUGUCCGUGCUGUACCCGAAUGUGAAUUUGCACGGUCAUGAUGUUGGAGUGGUUCAUGCUAACUGUGCUGCCCCGUCAAAGCGGCUGCUUUACUACUUUGAAAUGUACGUGAAGAACGCCGGUGCUAAGGGCCAGAUUGCCAUUGGAUUCAUCCCCUCUUCCUUCAAAGUUCGACGUCAUCCUGGUUGGGAAGCAAAUACUUACGGAUAUCGUAGUGAUGAUGGGCUGCUUUAUCGUGGGCGUGGAAAGGGAGAAUCGUUUGAUCCAAUGUACACAACUAGUGAUACAAAGUACACAACUGGUGAUACAGUUGGCGGUGGUAUCAACUACGCUACACAAGAAUUCUUUUUCACGAAAAAUGGGGUUUUAGUUGGAACAGUUUUCAAGGAUGUCAAAAGUCCUGUAAUUCCUACCGUCGCUGUUCAUAGCCAAGGCGAGGAGGUCACAGUCAAUUUUGGUAAGGAGCCAUUUGUAUUUGAUAUUAAGGCAUAUGAGGCAGAGCAAAGAGCAAUUCAGCAAGAGAAAAUUGACUGUAUUUCAAUACCACUGGACGCUAGUCAUGGAUUAGUUCGUUCCUAUUUAGAGCAUUACGGGUAUGAAGGAACACUUGAAUUUUUUGAUAUGGCUAGUAAAAGUACCACUCCUCCAAUUUCGUUGGUUCCAGAAAAUGGGUUCGAUGAGGAAGACAACAUGUAUGCAAUGAAUCAAAGGAGGACUCUUCGUGAGCUAAUAAGGCGUGGCGGAAUUGAUGAAACAUUUGCUAAACUCCAUGAAUGGUAUCCUCAAAUUGUUCAGGAUGACACAUCUUCUAUCUGCUUUUUGCUCCAUACUCAAAAAUUUAUUGAGCUUGUCCGGGUUGGGAAGCUAGAGGAAGCUGUGUUGUACGGUAGAUCUGAGUUUGAAAAGUUCAAGAGGAGGUCAGAGUUUGAUGAUCUAGUGAAGGAUUGUGCUGCUUUGCUGGCAUACGAACAGCCCGACAAGUCUUCCGUUGGAUACGUUCUUCGUGAGUCUCAAAGGGAGCUUGUGGCUGAUGCUGUUAAUGCGACUAUUUUGGCAACAAAUCCCAAUGUGAAAGAUGCAAAAUGUUGCUUGCAAUCACGUCUCGAGAGGUUACUAAGACAGCUUACUGCUUGCUUUUUGGAAAAAAGGUCCUUGAAUGGAGGUGAUGGUGAAGCUUUCCAUUUGCGCAGAAUUCUCAAGAGUGGUCAGAAAGGUUAAAUCUAGCUGAUAGGAAUUUCUCGGGCCGUACUCCUUUCCGUGAAUAUAUUCGCUCGAUAUCGUUCAAAAAAAUCUUCUUCCAGUGAUAAGAUUUCUUUCGACAAGUACAAGUUGAGGCUUCGAAUGGCCGCCAUAUUUGCUUUAUCUGCUUAUUUUUCCCAUAAAAUUGGGGGCAAUGAAGUUCUUGAGAUAGAUAUAGAAAUUGAUGUUUAGACCUUUUAGAAUCAUAACAUUGUGAGUGUACAGAUAAACUUGUGCUUAUUUAUGUUCAUUCCUUUAAUGUACAAUUUGAAUGUGAAAUACUUUGAUGUUGCUAUGAGUAAAUGAACAUGGAUAAAUUUUAUUA
Messenger RNA from Olea europaea var. sylvestris, 2161 nucleotides. Its product is annotated as ran-binding protein M homolog. Lineage: Eukaryota; Viridiplantae; Streptophyta; Magnoliopsida; Lamiales; Oleaceae. The transcript is spliced from 10 exons. Gene Ontology annotation, molecular function: protein binding. The record is from RefSeq and is a predicted model, not a curated record. Gene Ontology annotation, cellular component: cytoplasm. The coding region runs from base 373 to 1815 and encodes 480 amino acids. Gene Ontology annotation, biological process: cytoskeleton organization; cell surface receptor signaling pathway.